ACAGGGGGCUUAUGUUUACAUUCUGUUGUACUGUAAGUUACACCGAGAUAAAAUAACAGCGAGCUAAGUUAACAGCAAAAUGACCAAGCUGGAGGUCAUCAACACGUUUCUGACGGAGCGCUUAAAGGCGACGCUGAACGAAAUCAUGGAGAUGAUCGGCGGGACUGUCCUGCAGUAUGAGAAAGAGCUUUACAGCGUGCAGAAGGACAACGAGUAUCUGAGACGGAGACUGAAGAAGAUUGAGAAACUCGUCGAGUCUAACGGUCCAGCUACUUCAGACCCUGCCCCAUCAUCUCCACCACCGCAUCUAAAGUGGACUUCUAGCAUUGAAUCUGAAACCAUGCCUACAGAGAUCUAUCAGAAUCAGAACCAGGUACAAACCGAACAGCUCACCAGCACAAAAUUAGAAGAGUCCUACAACCGUGCUCUUCUAGUGACCGAUUCAGACAUCGAUAGAACCCAUCUCCAGUUACCAAACACACUGGCUCACACAGAUAAAGACUUUGAAACAUCACCUUUAAACGAAUUUCCUUGUGGUGUGAAAACAGAGCCUUUUAAAAGUCUCGAUUCACAGUCCACCGAUGCUAACACUUCCGUCUACAGUCCAUUACCUCACUGCACUGCUCAGUUACCAGCUACUACCGAUAUUAACCACAAGUCUGAUCCUAAAGUGUUCAGUAUACCAAAUUCCACUGAUCUACAAUCAGCUGAACGUAUGAAGUUAAAGGAUAAAACCUUGCAAGUAUCCCUCAGUAAAAUAAGCCAAAUUGAGUUAAAGACUUCUAGUCCUGAAUCAGGCAUAGCUCAUUACAACUACAACACCGCUCAUCAAAACACAGACUCAAGAUCAGUCAGGAACGACACUAUUAGUGGCAGUUCUCAUCUGGGUAUAUCUAACGUUGUAGUCAACCCCCUACGUCACACGGCGUCCAGUAGAGAGGUCAGGCAGGGUAGGGGAAGAGGACGGGGACGAGGAAUAGUCAAAGGUCCUGGGACACACGCAUGCCCACAGUGUGGAAAACUAUUCAUCCAUUAUUCACGGCUAAAGGUGCACAUGCUCAUUCACACAGGGGAGAAGCCAUACGUUUGCGCGCAGUGCGGGAAAUGCUUCAACAAUGACGGGACUCUGAGGAACCACAGCCGCGUGCAUCUGAAAUUGCCUCCCUUUGACUGUCCUGUGUGUGCACGUAGCUUUAAAAAUGCCCACACCUGUCUGAGUCACAUGCGCGUUCAUAAUAGUUGAGGCGACGGUGUUUCUGCCUCAGCAGCCAAACUGAACAGAUCUGAAGCUAUAGGAAAGACUCAUGGGAGGGUUUCCCUGGUGAUCAUGACUUGUGCUGUGCUGGAUGAUAGAGACAUCUAAUAUUUGCCACGCUGAGAGACCCCCGUGGGCAGGAAUGAGAGACGCUGAACAAUUGAACAAGUCACAUGAUGAUCUUCAUGUCCAGAGAAAACCUUUUGAGGAUAGUGUUUGAUGGUGUUGUUGAAAUUGAUUUCAUGUUGCUGUCAUGUCAGUAUUGCCAGCUGUUUUCUGUUGCUUUUAAUAUGCUAAAUUAAAUCGUUUGAGUAGA
Carassius carassius (crucian carp) is the source of this 1571-nucleotide messenger RNA. RefSeq names its product zinc finger protein 32-like. Gene Ontology annotation, molecular function: DNA-binding transcription factor activity, RNA polymerase II-specific; RNA polymerase II cis-regulatory region sequence-specific DNA binding. Lineage: Eukaryota; Metazoa; Chordata; Actinopteri; Cypriniformes; Cyprinidae. Gene Ontology annotation, biological process: regulation of transcription by RNA polymerase II. Bases 80 to 1243 code for a protein of 387 amino acids. The transcript has 2 exons. The record is from RefSeq and is a predicted model, not a curated record.